UGGCGAGUUCGGCGACGGACGACGAGCUAAUAUUAGUCUCACGCCCAGUUGCCAUCUUGCCUUGAUGCGCAUUGGUCGCCACAUGACGACGCCGGACUCCGAGGUGUGGUCGCUGCUCGCAGCGCCGUCCUUCUCGCCGACGUACCCUCCGCCACGCGACUCGAGUACGCUCCAGGUGCUCGACGACACGGCCAUCGUUUACGGCGGCACGAGCGACCAGCGCAUCUUCAACGACACUUGGCUCUUUGACUUGGUGAGUGAGAGCUGGACGCCGCUACCAUCGCACCAAACGAACCCUGGCGCGCGCUUCGACCACGUUUCCGUGGCCCACGCAUCGACACAAGAGCUCGUGAUCUUUGGCGGUACGCUCUACGCGCCGGGCGCGAGCUCGGACGGCUACGUGCAGAUGAACGACGUGUGGAUCUUCUCGCUGCCGCUUCGUGUGUGGACGCCGGUCGUUUACAGCGACCAAGCCACGAUGCCCAAGACCCGAAGCGAGGCGACGGCGGUCGUGACUGGCGACGAUAGCACGAUGGUCGUCUUCGGCGGCGUCACAGUCCCUGACAACGCGUCACUCUACUCGUAUCCCAUCGACUUUAACGACGCGUGGGCCAUGGAUCUGACGACGCACGCGUGGACCGAGCUCACGACAAGUGACGCCUCGCCGCGUCCAGCAACUCGCUUCUCCCAUGCGGCCUCGACCAUCACAGUCGACGGUGUUGAGCAGCUCGUGGUUUUCAGCGGGCGGCACAUUUUAGUCAACGGCUGGACCAUCCUCCGCGAUGCGUGGAUGCUACCGCUCAACUCGACAACGCCCCGUGUCUGGACGCUCUUGACGUCGAGCCAUUCGCUCGAGCGCAUCUUUACGAGCGCCGUGACGGUCCACGGCAACAUUUGGUUCUUUGGCGGCCUCGACUAUGUCUCGGACAGCUCGAUGGCCGUCUUUGCCGACACGAUCGUCGGGGACGUCGACGAAGCGACGCGCGCCGUCACCUUUUACGCCGACACUCCCACAGCUGCGAGUCCAAGCGAGCGGUACGGACACCGCAUGGCUGUCUGGCGCGACAACGUGCUCGUCUUUGGCGGCCAAGACAAAACGUACCUCGGCGACCUCUGGCUGCGCAACACGUCCGUGCUGCCGAAGAGUCUCUUCCGCCCGGUCUUGCCGUCUACCGACUAUGCGCUGUGGGACUUGUCGACGCUCUUCCUCGCAAUGCUCUCUGGCUUUGUCGCGGUGUGCAUAAGCUUUGGAUACAUUUUGUACCGCAAGCUGCACCGGCAUGCGCAUGGUGGCGAGCCAGGCGCGCCCGUCCGGCCGCGAGGUCUCUCGAACGACGAAAUCGCCCAGUUCGAGCUCGUGCCGUUUGAGCCGACGGUGCACGGGUCGGCCGACGACGUGUGCCCCAUCUGCUUGGUCGAAUUUACUGUUGGCGAACGCUUGCGUCAGCUGAGCUGCGCCCAUCUCUUCCAUCCGGACUGCAUCGACGAGUGGCUGCGCAAAAACUUUACGUGCCCCAUGUGCAAGCGGGACCUCGCGCCGCCGACCGAUGCGCCACCCACGGCUGACGUGCCGUGA
Saprolegnia parasitica CBS 223.65 is the source of this 1576-nucleotide messenger RNA. RefSeq lists its product as hypothetical. The transcript has 11 exons. Lineage: Eukaryota; Oomycota; Saprolegniomycetes; Saprolegniales; Saprolegniaceae. Gene Ontology annotation, molecular function: protein binding. Bases 65 to 1576 code for a protein of 503 amino acids. The record is from RefSeq and is a predicted model, not a curated record.